Molecule: messenger RNA, 3128 nt
Organism: Sphaerodactylus townsendi
Lineage: Eukaryota; Metazoa; Chordata; Lepidosauria; Squamata; Sphaerodactylidae
Gene: LG09H6orf62
Product: linkage group 09 C6orf62 homolog
Exons: 5
Coding region: 1294-1986 (230 amino acids)
Source: RefSeq, a predicted model, not a curated record
AACCGAGCUAGUCAACUUUGCAAAAAGGAAAACUUUUGCAAACUUGUCAACCUUUUUUUUUUGCAAAUUUGUCGACUCCUCCCCUAAAAAAUAAAUUUUAUUUGGCGUUUCUUUCGGGUUUUUUUAAUUUAAUCGGGAAAAUCCUCCCAACUUUUUCUUCACCAUGAGCGCCAAAUCGUGAAUUCCGGACUGUCGACCGAGUGUCCCCCGCCGCCCCCCUCCCGCGCUGCGCCCAGGCCCGCCUCUUCCGAGGCUUGAGCAAGGAAGAGCCCCCUCCCCCCACAAGCCGGUCGCUUCAGCCAUGGCCAGCCCCAGUUAAACCGCGCUCCUGGUGGGGCCGGACGGCGGAGGGAGGACAAGGAUUUCCGCCCUUUCGGUGCACAGCUGGAGGGCAGGAAGGCAACUGGGGGAUGUAGGUCUCCCUCCCUGCUAGGGGAGUGCUAGAUCGAGAGGUCACCUCGGGCUCACAGCCUUUCUGCCAGAGACUGCCCCUUGGCUUCCCCCUCCCUUCUUAAUGGCCAUCAUGAUCCGUCUUCUCGCCAACAGACACAGCCUCAGGGCGACCUUGUGCCUGACUACCAGCAGGAUGAAGUUAGAAAUGACUCCGCUGUUUUCCAAACUCCCUGCUCCUCUGCGAACCAGCACCCUGUUGUCUGUGGUUGAUGAUUUUGUUGUUGGUAGGGAAACUUGUUACCUCCCAGGACAUCCGCUCCUCUUCCGCACUCCCUCCUUUGCUUUCUACCAAGUGUGAGAAUUCUUAAAAAUAAAAGCCAGGCGGUAUAGCAAUAGAGCAAAACAAAAAUCUUGAGAAUAAUCAGAGUCAUGAAUCUGGGCGGGGUAGAACGCUGUCUUUAAUUUGUUUUUGUUUUGGGAUUUUUGUUGGGGCAAAAAAAAACCACACCCAUGCCCAAAUGGAUUGGGUCUGUACCCAGUAUUGUUUUUUGUUAUACACACAAAUUGUGAUAAGAUUUUUUUCCCAUUUUUGCCCACUUAUUCCUGUGGUUUAAACUGUGUAUAACAAAUUUGUUUGGGUUUUUGAGAAUACUGUGCAAGGUCUCCUUGUCCAACCAUGGCUGGACUACUUAGUUUGUUUUAUGACCCCCUCUAAUAAGACAGUCUCAUAAAACAGUUGCCUGAGGUGUAUCUUUUGGGUUACACCCGUGUUUUAUUGAUUCAGUGGUAUUAGCAGGAAUAAAAUGACUUGUUUCUGUUGUACUCGAGUCUUGUGAAAAAAAAAAGGGCCCAUAGUUUAGUGACAGUUUCCAAAGGCUGUAGUACCAUCUGUAUUACAAAAUGGGGGACCCAAACUCCCGGAAGAAACAAGCUCUGAACAGACUUCGUGCUCAGCUUAAAAAGAAAAAAGAAUCUCUAGCUGACCAGUUUGAUUUCAAGAUGUACAUUGCCUUUGUAUUCAAAGACAAGAGGAAAAAGUCAGCGCUUUUUGAAGUGUCUGAAGUGAUACCAGUCAUGACCAAUAAUUAUGAAGAAAAUAUCCUGAAAGGUGUGCGGGAUUCCAGCUAUUCCUUGGAAAGUUCCAUAGAGCUUCUUCAAAAGGAUGUAGUACAGCUCCAUGCACCUCGCUAUCAGUCUAUGCGCAGGGAUGUGAUUGGCUGUACACAGGAGAUGGACUUCAUACUUUGGCCUCGGAAUGAUAUUGAGAAGAUAGUCUGUCUUCUUUUUUCUCGGUGGAAGGGAUCUGAUGACGAGCCCUUUAGGCCUGUUCAGGCCAGGUUUGAAUUUCAUCAUGGUGACUAUGAAAAACAGUUUCUGCAUGUACUGAGCCGAAAGGACAAGACUGGAAUUGUUAUCAACAAUCCUAACCAGUCAGUGUUUCUCUUCAUUGACAGACAGCACUUGCAGACUCCAAAAAACAAAGCUACAAUCUUCAAGUUAUGCAGCAUCUGCCUGUACCUGCCACAGGAGCAGCUCACCCACUGGGCGGUUGGUACCAUAGAGGACCACCUCCGUCCUUACAUGCCAGAAUAGGGUACUGGCCAGCAAAAUGGGGAAGAUUCACAGAAUGCAGGAGUGCAGUUUUCACUUUUCUCGCCAUUUGUUCUUUCGGAAUAGAAGAAAACGGACACAUGUUCAGAACACUCUCCAUCGUGGAACUUGAUCAUCCUGGAUUAUUUUCUUUCUAUCAUUUGUAUCUCAGAACUUUAAAUUUUUUUUAGAUGUUUUCUGCAUGGACUUUGUGAAAGAGAAUGCUCUGCAUAUUUCUGCAUUGCGUGAGCAUCCUACCAAAAUGUGAAAUGGACUGUUAUACACUGAAAGGAAUGUCUCUGAGAGCACAAAGUGAUCAUUUAUGGUGGAGUUUCCCAUUUGUGCUGGUCAUGCCCCCCCAGUAUCAGUAUUCAUAGGGUGAGAAGUGAACAUAAUGGUGCAAAAGCCUUGUAGCUUUGCUGUUAACAUGAUUGUCUCAGAGCUCUGUCAGAUUCAUUCUGAUUAAUAGUUCUAUGGCUGUUGCAGUAGGAGGCUAAACAUGGGAGAGAAAUCUUAUGUGGAAAAAAAGCAUCUCAUUUGGUGUAGGCGUUAACUGCCUCUUUUAUUUUGCUUGGCCAUGUUUGAGUUUACUGGCAUUCUCAUUUUGGAUCUCUUUCCCCAGUUUGCUGUAUAACUAAAUGUCGAGUGUUCUGUUGAGUUGAAUACAUUUUUACAGACCUGGAGUCUGAAGUAGCCUAAAGCAGCUACAUUUAAAAUAGCAGCUGCAGAAACUGUGUUGGAAGAGGAUUUUUCCCUGAAAGUUGACUUGUAAACUUGCUGGUGAACUGUAUAGGAAAUACUGGUUUCCAAAACAUUUCUUAUGGAAAACCCUCUUGAGGUUCUUUGGGUGGGGGAGGGGUGGAGUAAGAUACUCUAAAGCAGUUGUGGAUUUAAUUGUAAAAUAUUGUUUGGAGUGUCAAAAUUGGUUUUGGCAACAUAUUUUGUUAAAGAUUGUGCAAUGAACAUAAAGAAGACUACUGUAUAGUUUUGGCAAAGAAUGCUUUGCUUAAGGAUUGAGUAAUUUACUGAAGUAAAUCUGUAUAAGCCUACUCCCUCUGGGUAAAAUUAGUGCUUAUCUGUUUAAAAUCUGUAUUUAGCUUUUGUUUGAAAUUGGAAAAAAAUUGGAAAUAAACAAAUUAGGUGAA